Molecule: messenger RNA, 966 nt
Organism: Sphenostylis stenocarpa
Lineage: Eukaryota; Viridiplantae; Streptophyta; Magnoliopsida; Fabales; Fabaceae
Source: the annotation of a GenBank genome assembly
AUGGAAAAUACGAACGAGUUCGAGCACUUCGACGUGGUUUCAGACGAUUCAGAUCACCACUUUGGAGGUUCAAACAACGGAAAAUGCUUCAACGAUUCGAAGAGUGAAGUGCAGAAAAGCAUCGUGAAAGAGUGGAAGAUUCUGGAGCAGAACUUGCCGGACUCAAUCUACGUGAGGGUGUACGAGCGACGCAUUGAUAUGAUGAGGGCUGUGAUCGUAGGCGCCGCGGGCACACCGUACCACGAUGGUCUCUUCUUCUUCGACAUCAUGUUCCCUUCGGAUUAUCCGAGAAACCCUCCGAAAUUGUAUUUCCACUCGUUCGGGUACCGACAGAACCCAAACCUCUACAAAAAUGGGAGAGUGUGUCUGAGUCUGUUGAACACGUGGCACGGGAGAAAGAAGGAGAAGUGGGACCCAUCCGAGUCUACGAUGUUGCAGGUUUUGCUCUCGAUUCAAGCACUGGUUUUGAACGAGAAGCCGUUUUUCAACGAACCUGGAGCUGUGCCCUCGGAGAAGAAGUCACGUGCGUACAACGAGAACGUGUUCCUUAGUACCUGCAUCACCUCCUUCCACCUGCUUCAGCGGCCGCCGCGGAACUUCGAAGCCUUCGUCGGUGACCAUUUUCGCCGCCGGGCGUUUCCGAUUCUCGCCGCCUGCGCCGCGUACGCGAGUGGGCGCGUGGAAGUUGGCUAUUACGGUUGUGAGUUGCGUGUUUCAAUGGUGCAAGUUUCGAGGAGUUUCAAGGAGCGGAUGGUGGUGCUUUACCCUAAGCUUCUCGAAGCGUUUCGAAGGAAUGGCGCUUCUUUGGAGGGUUUGGGGGAGCAGUUGGAGGUGGCGAGUGAAGAAUCUGAAAACAAAAACGGUGGAAAGAAGAAGCAAUGGAGAAACAAAAGCAGGGGAGUCUUGAAGAAGAUUGUGGAAAAGAUCAAAAAGGCUUUCAGACGGAACAAAAUUGGGAAGUCUUGA